This is a messenger RNA of Cheilinus undulatus (humphead wrasse), 651 nucleotides long. RefSeq names its product homeobox protein engrailed-1-B-like. Gene Ontology annotation, molecular function: RNA polymerase II cis-regulatory region sequence-specific DNA binding; DNA-binding transcription factor activity, RNA polymerase II-specific. The record is from RefSeq and is a predicted model, not a curated record. The transcript is spliced from 2 exons. Gene Ontology annotation, biological process: neuron differentiation; multicellular organism development; regulation of transcription by RNA polymerase II. Lineage: Eukaryota; Metazoa; Chordata; Actinopteri; Labriformes; Labridae. Gene Ontology annotation, cellular component: nucleus. The coding region runs from base 1 to 651 and encodes 216 amino acids.
AUGGAGGGGAACUCGCAGACUCAGCGGGUCACGAACUUCUACAUAGAGACCAUCCUGAGGCCGGACUUCGGCCGGUCCGGGAAGGACCGGGAGGGGGGAAGAGCUGGAGGAUUCAUCCAGAGACACGAAGGAAGCAAAGCCUCCAAAGAGCCGCAGAGAGACCGGGGGGAGCACCGGGGGACAGCGGACGAGCACGGGGCCGACUGUGAGGCCCGCAGGCCCGAACUGAGGCCCGGAGAGGAGGCCGACAAGAGCCAGAUGCUGUGGCCGGCCUGGGUCUACUGCACCCGGUACUCCGACCGACCGUCCUCAGGGCCCAGAUCAAGAAAACCGAAGCGGUCCACAGGUCCCGGGAGGGACGACAAGCGGCCCCGGACGGCCUUCACAGCGGAGCAGCUGCUGCGGUUAAAAGCGGAGUUCCAGAAGAAUCGGUACCUGACGGAGCAGCGGCGGCAGAGUCUGUCCCAGGAUCUGGGUCUGAAUGAGUCCCAGAUCAAGAUCUGGUUCCAGAACAAGCGCGCCAAGAUCAAGAAGACGUCCGGGAACAAGAACGCUCUGGCGCUGCACCUGAUGGCGCAGGGACUCUACAACCACUCCACGAACCAGCCGAACAACCACAGCAGUAACAACCAGCCCACAGACAGCGAGUAA